AUGGAUACAAUAAAACAAUCAUUGAAGGAUGUCCUCCGUCAUAUCAAUACCGGAAACGUAGUGAGGGAUGGUGGUGACGGCGACACCUUCCAACCCGCGCCGUCAGAGAGCGCGGCAGGUCUGCCUGGCAAUGACGUUCAGAUAUGGGAGCCAGCACAGCAGAUACCCGCCAUGGACUCAUUCGAGACAUGCCCACCGCUGAUGCCUCUAGAUCAGUUUCAGGCCUCCGCCACUGUCUCGUCCCAUCCCUCAUCUUCCCUCGGCGCCACGAUGCAGAGUCACGGGAGUAGAAGCCUGCCUCCCGACGGCAUACUGACCGAGCUCUCUGAACUGUUCUUCGAGUUCAUAUAUCCCUGGGCCCCGAUAUUCUUCAGGCCGACCUUCAGUGCCAAUCUGUUUGCGCCCGGACGCCGGCUUCUUCUGCACGGGUUAGUAGUGGCCUGCUUUCGCUUUUGGAAGAAGUCGGAGCCCUCGACAAAGGUUCGAGAGGCUUAUGUAUCCAACUCACGAGAGCAGAUCCUGCUGAAGGCAAUAAACGCCCACUCCCUAGUAUCUGCCCAGGCCUUGACGCUCUUAGCGAUAGAUGCCGUCGGGCAAGGACCCUGCCCCCGAACCUGCAACAUCAUGGCCAUGCUCCUGAGCACGACACAGCAGCUGAGGCUCGCCAAGAGGUCGCUGCCCGCAAGCGGCGGGUCGAACACCGCCCUGGUAAGGAAUGAGGAUUCGGACGACGAUCUGUGCUCCUCAAGCAUUGAGGAGGAGGAAAAGUGUCGCCUCUUCUGGACAAUAUACAGCCUCGAUCGCUUUUCGAGCAUGCUCCACGGUCAGUCCGGAGGCCUGGAUACCAAGAGCAUUAGAUUGCCGUAUCCUGUGGGCGAUGAGGAAUGGGGUCAGGUAAUUGCUCCAGAGUGGUUUGUCACAGGCUCAAAACCUACACAUCGGGACUGCACUGCGAGACUGAGGCAUCACCAAAUCGACCUUCUGGCGCUGCUCGACCGGUCAAACCGGCUGUUGACCCACCCCGUCAACUUGGGACUCCCCGCGCCCUGCCAGGAGUGGCAGAGCAACUUCCGCUGCCUGGAUAUCACACUGUCUACAUGGUUCGAGAAGCUGCCGCAGAAUGUCAGGGAAUUGCCAGACAGAUUCGAUUGGUCUUGGAUCAUGCUCCAUGCCACCUUUCACCUGAUCAACAUCCGUAUGUAUACGGUAGCUGCAUUCCCUUCCACGACAUCACCUUAUCUGAGGCCCUCUUCAGUGGCACGGAGUCGCUGUCGUCAGGCCAUCCGAAGUGUGACUUGUCUGACAUCGUCGCUGCAGCCUCAUGAGCUGGAGAAGCUUGGCCCGGUGUUUGCUUUUGUGGUAUGGGUUGCCGCCAGAACCCUGGUUAUACUCUGGACUACAGGCUAUGAGAACGCAAACGGAACAACGCCUGACGAUCUCGAGCCUCUGCUCGGCAUCCUGCGCCAUCAAGCCCUUAUAUGGCCGUGCGCUCAACGCCACGCCGAGAUAAUCCAGCUGAUCGUCGACACGAGAGAUAACCCCGGUGGCCCCACUGGAAUCGACAUCUUUAACGACACGAGGCGUACGUCCUACGGCCUCCAGAAGCAUCUCGGAACCCUGGCUGGGCAUCCAAUCGCUGUUGAGGCUUUCUCGAAUUCAUUUGACUUCCUCGAUAUACCGAUGCUGGACGAGGGCGAGUUGGCUUUUAACCGGAUUGAAACAUUUGGAUCUGAGACGGACGGUGAGUGGCUGUACUGA
Messenger RNA from Pestalotiopsis fici W106-1, 1758 nucleotides. RefSeq lists its product as uncharacterized. The transcript is spliced from 2 exons. Gene Ontology annotation, cellular component: nucleus. The coding region runs from base 1 to 1758 and encodes 585 amino acids. Lineage: Eukaryota; Fungi; Ascomycota; Sordariomycetes; Amphisphaeriales; Sporocadaceae. Gene Ontology annotation, molecular function: zinc ion binding; DNA binding. Gene Ontology annotation, biological process: DNA-templated transcription. The record is from RefSeq and is a predicted model, not a curated record.